This is a messenger RNA of Triticum turgidum subsp. durum (durum wheat), 1350 nucleotides long. The record is from the annotation of a GenBank genome assembly. Lineage: Eukaryota; Viridiplantae; Streptophyta; Magnoliopsida; Poales; Poaceae.
AUGACGGACUGUGCACAUCCAUCAUCGACCUCAUGUCCACUGGCAUCGGCGACGGACAAACCGCGGACUACUCCGAGGAUGAGUAGGGCAUGGGAGGUGGCAGGGAAUUGUGUCCCAAUUGAAGCUUUUUCUUUCAAUGGUUGCAGUAAACGCGAGCACGGUUCCCCAGCUUCGCCCAUGGUGACCGUCGCAGCUUGCCUGCCAUGUGCAAGAUGCAACUUCGUCACGCACCGGGUCACACCUAGCAUCCAUGCUGGAUGCAGCUCAACACCAUGCCCUUUGCGUGUGUCGCACGUGGCCAGCCGGCCUUGUGGCAGCUCGUGCGUGAGCCAUGGCGGGAAGUGGGAUUGGGGAGCAAGUAUUCUAGAGAUGAGGGUGUUCAGCAGAGCCGUGGGGCGUGGGUCAUUGGACAGCAUUAUCCAGGCCUCGAUCUCGCAGCAUGAGCCGGGCAGCGGCCGGCAGCCACCUAACCGCGUCCACGACGAGCUACGACCUGUCGGAUCGCCAGUCUGCACGUACGACUACCACUGCCAGCGGUCCAUGGUGCAAGGAAUGCACUCAGAUGUGGCUACGAUGCGCAACACUAGUAUAUGGCGUGAAGCGUCCCGCAUUGUCUAUGAAGAAGGGCUACGAGCCUUCUGGAAAGGAAAUCUUGUAACUAUUGCACAUCGGUUGCCUUACUCCUCGAUUAGUUUCUAUACAUACGAGAGAUAUAAGAAUUGGCUUCAGAUGAUACCUGGUCUCGACAGUAAUGGUGGAUUGGGUGCCGAUGUUGGUGUCAGAAUGGUAGGCGGUGGCUUGUCUGGGAUAACUGCAGCUUCUUUGACAUAUCCACUGGACUUGGUACGGACACGUCUGGCUGCUCAGACGAACACAGCCUACUACAGGGGCAUAUCCCAUGCUCUUUUUGCGAUCUGCAGAGAUGAGGGUCCCAGGGGGUUGUACAAGGGUCUUGGUCCCACUUUACUGGGUGUAGGCCCCAGUAUAGCAAUAAGCUUCUCAGUUUAUGAAACUCUGCGUUCACAUUGGCUACUAGAGCGGCCAUGUGAUUCCCCUAUCUUUAUCAGUUUGGCUUGUGGAAGCCUUUCGGGAGUUGCAUCAUCAACUUUUACAUUUCCAUUGGAUCUUGUAAGACGCCGCAAGCAGUUGGAAGGUGCAGCUGGGAGGGCCAAUGUCUACAAGACAGGACUUGUUGGAACGUUUGGGCAUAUUAUUCAGACAGAAGGUUAUAGAGGAUUGUAUAGAGGGAUCUUGCCUGAGUACUGCAAAGUGGUUCCCAGCGUCGGCCUCAUUUUUAUGACAUACGAGACACUGAAGUCCAUGUUCACAGAAGGGGCAUCAGAUGAAUAG